Molecule: messenger RNA, 1047 nt
Organism: Phoenix dactylifera (date palm)
Lineage: Eukaryota; Viridiplantae; Streptophyta; Magnoliopsida; Arecales; Arecaceae
Source: RefSeq, a predicted model, not a curated record
AUGAAGCUAAUCCUUUGGAAUUGUCGGGGGGCCGGGAAACCUUCGUUCGCCCCGGCGUUUCGGAGGUUGGUGCAUGUGCACAAUCCAGACAUCUGUGUCUUAUUUGAGACCCGGUUGGCCGGGAGGAGUAUUGUUAAAGCCAGGAGGGCACUGCCACGAUCCUGGGGUUUCUAUGCUGUGGAUGCUCAGGGGUUGUCGGGCGGCAUCUUUGUGACAUGGAAAUUGGAUGGUGGGAAGCUGGAUAUCUUUAAUGUUAGUAGCCAAGAAGUGAUCAUGGUGAUAUCUGAGGGGGUGGGGAGGCCAUGGAUUUUUGCAGCUGUGUAUGCUAGCACCGAUUUCAGGGCUCGGAGGUCACUGUGGGAGGAGGCUUCCAAGCUGGUUGAUCAGGGGCAGCCAAUGUUGAUUGCAGGUGACUUUAACUGUAUAGAUGACCCACAGGAGAAGAUGGGAGGGAGGCCAUUCUCCUAUCAGAGGAAGGUGAGGGAGUUUCAGGAGUUUAUUUCUACAAAUGGGUUGAUUGAUCUGGGCUUCACAGGGCCCAGAUUCACAUGGUACAACAACCAACAGGGUCCGGCUAGAGUUUGGGAGAGGCUUGAUAGGGCUUUUGCUACAGCUGGAUGGAUCCAGGAGUUUCCAGACUAUCAUGUCAAACACCUACCGAGGAUAGCUUCAGAUCACAGUCCAAUACUGGUAUGUACUGACAGACCCAUCCCUUAUCAUUGCCCUUUCAGGUUUGAGAGGUUAUGGUUGUGUUACCCUAGGUCUUGGGGUGUUGUGAGUGAGGUUUGGAACAUGCCGGUUCGGGGGGAUGCUAUGUAUCGGGUUUCUCGCAGACUUGAGUUGGCUAGGAGACACCUUCGGCGGUGGAACAGGGUGGAGGUAGGGAACAUAUUCCGAAGAAUUGAGGAGUUAGAGGAGGCCAUUGCAAAUCUACAACUUCGAGAGGCCUCGGGGGGAGGACUAUCACAGGCGGAGUUGUCGGAAUUGAGAUCCUUCCUAUCUAUGCAUAAUGCUCUCCUUAGUCAACAGGAGAUCUUCUGGAGGUAG